UACAGAUAUCGUAGGCACCAAACACACAGCACCACUUCACGUGGCUCUUAAAAACCUGCUUUUAUCUCUACAGCUGUCAAUCAAUCCACUCUCUAUUUCUACCUCUUAACUCUCUCUCAACACACUCUCACACGGACACAGAUACAACACAGACACUGACAAAGAAAGUGUUGUUAUGACAGACCUCAGGAUCAAUGACCUCAGGGUCGACGAAGCAGACACAGAAGCCAGCAAUCACUCGAGUGAAAAAGAGAAUGAGGAUUGGAUUAAAACUCUUAUUUACCAGUCCCAGGGGGCCAAAGAGUUUUCCUACUGUCCCUACAGCAAGUUCCGGGUGGGGGCAGCCCUGUUGGCACAUGAUGGAACCGUUUUCACAGGAUGCAAUGUAGAAAAUGCAAGCUACAACCUUGGUCUCUGUGCAGAGAGAACAACUAUUGCAAAAGCUGUUUCCGAGGGAUACAGACGUUUCAAGACUAUUGCCAUUGCCAGUGACCUGGAAGACCAGUUCAUCUCACCAUGUGGAGGUUGCAGACAGUUCAUGCAAGAGUUUGGUGAUCAGUGGUCCGUAUCCAAGCCUGAUGGGUCUUAUGUGGAAAUGACUGUAGGAGAGCUGCUUCCUGUGUCAUUUGGACCUGAAGACCUGAAGAAAAAGACCAUGUUCACUACACAGAAUGGGUCAUAAUAGUAUUCACAAGACAAGAGGAAAAACAGGAAUCAUUCAUAACAGCAUUACAAGUCCAUGAAAUGUCAAUAACCCCUACCCACAUACAUGAAGAAUGUUAGACUUCCAACAAGACUACUAGACAAUUUAUUAGUAUUAGAUCAUGCCAGUGGAUAUUGACUUGUGUCUCAGAAAUUAGGAAAAUGCCUCAAUGUGUUUUCUAACAAGUGUUGGAAAUACAGUCCAUUACAUCAAAUUAUAUUUGGCUACACAGCUCACAUUCACAUUACUAUUUGCAUGUGUAUGAUUGGAAGUGAUUGAAGUAUCAAUGUUAAAAAUAGUUGAUGUAUUACUCAAAAAUAUUAAAGUGCUUUAGGACAAUU
Oncorhynchus masou masou (cherry salmon) is the source of this 1044-nucleotide messenger RNA. RefSeq names its product cytidine deaminase-like. The record is from RefSeq and is a predicted model, not a curated record. Gene Ontology annotation, cellular component: cytosol. Gene Ontology annotation, molecular function: cytidine deaminase activity; zinc ion binding. NCBI's taxonomy places the organism in Eukaryota, Metazoa, Chordata, Actinopteri, Salmoniformes, Salmonidae. The transcript is spliced from 4 exons. The coding region runs from base 176 to 682 and encodes 168 amino acids.